Molecule: messenger RNA, 1426 nt
Organism: Alternaria rosae
Lineage: Eukaryota; Fungi; Ascomycota; Dothideomycetes; Pleosporales; Pleosporaceae
Exons: 3
Coding region: 128-1312 (394 amino acids)
Source: RefSeq, a predicted model, not a curated record
UGUUAGGUUGGAGAUAGGGUCCAGUUAAGGACUCAAGGAUCCCCAAUCGUGUAAUGUAUCGAUCGCGUCUUUCUUUCAGCGAACGCUCACGACUCGGCUCGCUAUCGGUUCCGGAUUUUUGUCAAGAAUGAGGCUGUUCGCGUGCCUUUUCUUGAUGCAGACGUUCGCUGCUCAAGCCUUCCCUGUACGGGCGCAUGAAGAGGAUCUUCGGAACUCGAACGUUUUUAUCAACAAUGGCGAACUUCCACAGGAUAGGUCAAUCUUCACGAUCAUAUCACUGUUGUGCAUGAUGGUAUGCUCGCUGUUACUGGGUUCGCGGUUGGAGAAACUCAGACGCCGUAUUUUGAGAAAGCAUCGUCUCAUGUCUGCGCUCGUUUUCAUGCUAUACGUACUGGUCUUAAUAUUCAUCAUCUGCUCAGCCGUGCUUGUAGCAGGGCAGGGACUGUAUACCUACGAGCUCUGCGUUGCGGGAACAUGGGUUUGCUUGAUCUUCUACACGCUCAUCAAAGCUAUCAUCUAUAUCUUCUUGGUCGAACGCAUCCAUGUCGUCCGCGCGCCUUUCGUCAACAGGCGGAAAGACAAGAUAUACCUUUGUUGCAUGGCCAUGAUCGUCGUAUUGUACGGUGCCGUCGCCAUCAACUCCUAUCUCAACCACGUCACCGAGUUGCACGAAUCGGACGGACGCUGCCACUUUGGCAUUCGCGGCAUUGCAUCGAUACCAUUCACCGUCGUCAACUUCUUUACGAAUGUUAUUUUAACUGUGGUCUUCUUUUACUUGCUCUAUCCGGUCGUAGGGCUACCCGGUGCAUCUACUCUUUCCAGAAUAUUCAAGAGGAAGUCGAGUCAGAAUGAGGAUACUGUGCACGGAGGGCAGGAUACGCCGGCUAGGAAGAAUAUCAAGACACUGCUGUGGAAGAGCAUCAUUGGGUCACUCUUGAUAGAGAUACCAACGGCGGCGAAUAUGGUACAAUUCUUCCUUACAAGGGGCGAAGAGCUGGGCAUGAUAUGCCUCACCAUCUGUUUGGUGGACGUGUGUUGGGACGCGCUUAUCAUCCACUGGCUUACGUUCAGCUCUUCGGCAUCUGCCGCAGAGAAGGACUUGUCGCGAUCGACAUUGGUAUCUAAAGAGGAGCUCGACCCGAUACCGGGACGAACUUUCUCUCUACUCAAAAGUCGCGACGACGCCAGAAACAUAACGCAAUGCGCGGCCGAAAAGCCAAAAGAUCCACAUAUGGGCGCAUUGGACUUCUCGUGCGCAGGCGCUCGAGACUCGACGGCUGAGCUGAUACGGCCGGCGCCUGUCAAGCAAUGACAUUAGAUAUAACAUUGCUUGUCAUUAUAUCGUUCCAUCGAAAUUGUUUCCAUCCACAAUCCCAGAUCAAUAGCCCGAUUUCCCUGGUACAAUACCGUAACACGGCCCGUCUUU